Messenger RNA from Austrofundulus limnaeus, 6292 nucleotides. RefSeq names its product ADP-ribosylation factor guanine nucleotide-exchange factor 2 (brefeldin A-inhibited) (gene arfgef2). Gene Ontology annotation, molecular function: guanyl-nucleotide exchange factor activity. NCBI's taxonomy places the organism in Eukaryota, Metazoa, Chordata, Actinopteri, Cyprinodontiformes, Rivulidae. Gene Ontology annotation, biological process: regulation of ARF protein signal transduction. The record is from RefSeq and is a predicted model, not a curated record.
GACGUGACGUGGAACCAACAUGGUGGCGCUGAGCUGAGACAGAAGCCCUACCGGACGACAGCUUGGCUUUCGUUAGCUUUCCUCGUCACCUGCUUUUCGGCAGGGCCAGGCCGGUGAUGACGGCCUGAGAGGGGAUCGGUUACACGGUCGAGAGAUGCAGGAACAGCAACACAAGCCGCCGCCGCCGCAGCAGCAGCACGCGCAGUCAGAAAACAGCAGAACCAAGAGCAUGUUUCUGUCCAGGGCGCUGGAGAAAAUCCUCUCUGACAAGGAGGUGAAGAGGAGCCAGCACUCCCAGCUUCGUAAAGCCUGCCAGGUGGCGCUCGAUGAAAUCAAAGAAGAACUGGAAAAACAAAAGGAUGGUACAGUGGUCCCACCCAAAGCAAACUACAUCGAGGCAGACAAAUACGUCCUGCCGUUUGAGCUCGCCUGUCAGUCAAAGUCACCCAGGAUAGUUAGCACCUCUUUGGACUGUCUGCAGAAGCUGAUCGCGUACGGUCACAUCACAGGCAACGCCCCGGACGGCAAAACCCCGGGUAAGAGGCUGAUCGACCGGCUGGUGGAAACCAUCUGCAACUGCUUCCAGGGUCCUCAAACCGACGAGGGGGUCCAGCUACAGAUCAUCAAGGCCCUGCUGACGACGGUGACGUCCCCGCACAUCGAGAUCCACGAGGGCACCGUGCUCCUCACCGUCAGGACCUGCUACAACAUCUACCUGGCCAGCCGCAACCUCAUCAACCAGACCACGGCCAAGGCCACGCUCACGCAGAUGCUCAAUGUCAUCUUCGCACGGAUGGAGAACCAGGCUGCCCUGGAGGCUCAAGAGCAGGAGAAGGAGCUUUUGCGUUUGCCCCAGCAGAACCCGUCCCCUGUCCCAGGCGGCCGGAGGUCCGGGUCCCCCAGGUCUGACCGGACCCCUACCCCCGAGCCCCAGAGCUCCCCGUCCCCCGGAGACAGUAACUCUGACGCAGCCCCCACCCGCUCGACGCCCCCGCCACCAGCUUCUGAUCAAGACAUGCCUUCAGUCAACGGAGAGCUCAACGGUGGCGGGUCGGAACAGCUCACACCAUCGAGAGAUUCCAUUUUUGAAGAMGAAGGUGUUGAGAUGCCUCCUGCAGCAGAUCAAGAGGAGGACARACCAGGGACCAACUCAAACCCAACAGAACCUGAGGUUCAGGAAGCAGAGCAUCAUCCUACAGAAACAAACGAUGAAACAGGUGGUGAACAUCCUGAUCCUCCUGCUCCUGAGCAGACCGAGGCGGUCCCCCCCAGAGUCCGAACAGAGUCUCAGCAGAUGAACGGCAUCAUCGAGGACCGCACGUCUAUUUCCUCCACAGACAUCCUGGAUUCGGACCCCCUGCAGGGACCCCACAGCGCAGCUCGCUUCUCUCACAUCCUGCAGAAAGAUGCCUUUCUGGUGUUCCGCUCCUUGUGCAAACUCUCCAUGAAGCCCCUCGCCGAUGGACCUCCAGACCCAAAGUCUCAUGAGCUGAGGUCAAAGGUCAUCUCCCUGCAGCUGCUGCUGUCCGUGCUGCAGGGCGCAGGGCCAGUGUUCCGCACCCACGAGAUGUUCGUGAACGCCAUCAAGCAGUAUCUGUGCGUGGCGCUGUCAAAAAACGGCGUCUCCUCCGUGCCUGAGGUCUUCGAGCUCUCGCUGGCCAUCUUCCUCACCCUCCUGUCCCACUUCAAAGUCCACCUGAAGAUGCAGAUUGAGGUGUUUUUCCGGGAGAUAUUUUUGACCAUUUUGGAGACGUCAACCAGCUCUUUUGAACACAAGUGGAUGGUCAUUCAGACAUUAACACGCAUCUGUGCAGAUGCUCAGUGCGUGGUUGAUAUCUACGUAAACUAUGACUGCGAUUUAAAUGCUGCAAAUAUUUUUGAGCGUCUCGUCAACGACUUGUCUAAGAUAGCUCAGGGCAGGAGCGGUCAGGAGCUCGGGAUGACUCUUUUGCAGGAGCUGAGCUUACGUAAGAAAGGGUUGGAGUGUCUGGUGUCCGUUCUCAAAUGCAUGGUGGAGUGGAGCAAAGACAUGUACGUGAAUCCGAACCUUCAGGCUAACCUGGGUCAGGAACAUCCGUCGGACUGUGAGGGUGGAGAGCUGAAGCUCCCGGAGCAGAUGUCAGGGCGUCGAGACAGCAUCAGCUCGCUGGACUCCUCCUACUCCAGCGUCCCUGCAUCCCAGGCCGAUCACCCGGAGCAGUAUGAGGUCAUCAAGCAGCAGAAGGAGAUCAUCGAGCAGGGCAUCGAUCUAUUCAACAAGAAGCCGAAGCGUGGUGUACAGUACCUGCAGGACCAGGGCAUGCUGGGAUCCACAGCCGAAGAUAUCGCUCAGUUCUUACACCAGGAGGACCGACUGGACACAACGCAGGUCGGAGAGUUCCUCGGAGAGAACAACAAGUUCAACAAAGAGGUGAUGUACUGCUACGUGGACCAGCUGGACUUCUGUGGCCGAGACUUUGUUUCUGCCCUGAGGACGUUCCUGGAAGGUUUCCGGCUGCCGGGGGAGGCGCAGAAGAUCGACAGGCUGAUGGAGAAGUUCGCUGCUCGGUACCUCGAGUGUAACCAGGGGCAGACCUUGUUUGCCAGCGCAGACACUGCGUACGUGUUGGCAUACUCCAUCAUCAUGCUCACCACAGACCUGCACAGUCCUCAGGUGAAGAACAAAAUGACGAAGGAGCAGUACAUCAAGAUGAACCGUGGCAUUAACGACAGCAAGGAUCUGCCUGAGGAAUAUCUCUCUUCAAUAUACGACGAAAUCGCCGGCAAGAAGAUCGCCAUGAAGGAAAGCAAAGAGUUUUCCAUCACCCCAAARUCCAACAAGCAGAGUGUGGCCAGUGAGAAGCAGCGCCGCCUGCUGUACAACGUGGAGAUGGAGCARAUGGCAAAGACAGCCAAAGCUCUAAUGGAGGCCGUCAGUCACGCCCAGGCGCCGUUCUUCAGCGCUACACACCUGGAACAUGUCAGGCCCAUGUUCAAGCUGGCGUGGACCCCUUUGCUGGCAGCCUUCAGUGUGGGUUUGCAGGAUUGUGACGACCCAGAGGUGGCCUCUCUGUGUYUGGAAGGCAUUCGAUGUGCCAUCAGGAUCGCCUGCAUCUUCAGCAUGCAGUUGGAGAGAGAUGCGUAUGUUCAGGCCUUGGCCAGAUUCACGCUGCUGACAGCCAGUUCCAGCAUCACGGAGAUGAAGCAGAAGAACAUCGACACCAUUAAGACCCUCAUCACCGUGGCCCACACUGAUGGGAACUACCUGGGAAACUCCUGGCACGAGAUCUUAAGAUGUAUUAGUCAGCUGGAACUUGCCCAGCUGAUUGGCACUGGGGUGAAGACGCGCUACAUCUCAGGGGUGGUCCGGGACAGGGAGGCCCACAUCAGGGGGUUACCUCCUGGUACUGAGGAGUUCAUGCCUCUGGGUCUGGGAAACCUGGUUGGAAGUCAGGACAAGAGACAGAUGGCUCACAUUCAGGAGUCUGUAGGAGAGACCAGCUCUCAGAGCGUGGUGGUGGCUGUGGACAGGAUCUUCACUGGCUCCACCAGACUAGAUGGAAAUGCUAUUGUGGACUUUGUCCGGUGGCUGUGCGCCGUGUCCAUGGACGAGCUGGCCUCGGCGCACCAGCCCAGGAUGUUCAGCCUGCAGAAGAUCGUGGAAAUCUCCUACUACAACAUGAACCGCAUCAGGCUGCAGUGGUCUCGGAUUUGGCAGGUCAUAGGAGACCACUUCAAYAAGGUGGGCUGUAACCCCAACGAGGAUGUUGCCAUCUUUGCUGUGGACUCGCUGAGGCAACUUUCCAUGAAGUUCUUGGAGAAAGGAGAACUGGCCAACUUCCGCUUCCAGAAGGACUUUCUCAGGCCUUUUGAGCACAUCAUGAAGAAGAACAGGUCCCCCACCAUCAGAGACAUGGUGAUCAGGUGCGUGGCUCAGAUGGUGAACUCCCAGGCGGCCAACAUCCGUUCUGGUUGGAAGAACAUCUUCUCGGUGUUCCACCAGGCUGCUUCUGACCACGACGAGACCAUCGUGGAGCUGGCCUUCCAGACAACAGGGCACAUCGUCAUGAACACCUUCCGGGAGCACUUUGCAGCUGCCAUCGAUUCGUUUCAGGAUGCUGUGAAGUGUUUGUCAGAGUUUGUGUGCAACGCAGCUUUUCCUGACACCAGCAUGGAGGCCAUCAGACUCAUCCGACACUGUGCUAAAUACGUCUCUGAGAGGCCACAGGCUCUGCGGGAAUACACCAGCGACGACAUGAAUGUUGCUCCAGGUGAUCGGGUCUGGGUCCGAGGCUGGUUCCCCAUCCUGUUUGAGUUGUCCUGCAUCAUCAACCGCUGCAAGCUGGAUGUUCGAACCAGAUAAUGAGCAGCUGGCCCGAUCAGGGACAAACUGCCUGGAGAACCUGGUGAUUCUGAACGGGGAGAAGUUCAGCCCAGAGGUCUGGGACAUCACCUGCUCCUGCAUGUUGCAGAUCUUCCAGAACACCAGCCCUCACGUUUUGUUGACUUGGCGACCGGCCGGACAGGAUGAGGAAGCUACUGACGGCAAGCACUUUGAUGGUGAUUUUGACAGUCAGUCCCAGAGCAGCUUCGACAGGGCUCUGUCUGAGAGAGGACACAGCCAGAUGUCCAGCGACGACACCUGGAAGGGCAAAUCCAACGCCAGAGUUUCGGACCAGAGGCUGUUUGCGGGGCUCCUGAUUAAAUGUGUGGUGCAGCUUGAACUCAUCCAGACUGUAGACAACAUUGUCUUCUUCCCAGCAACCAGCAAGAAGGAGGAUGCCGACAACAUGGCUGCUGCACAGCGGGACGCUCUGGAGGAGGUGGAGGCGGAUGGAGACGGGCCGGUUAAAGUUCAGGGCAUGUACCCGUACAUGACAUCAUCUCACCUCUUCAAGCUGCUCGACUGCCUGCUGGAGUCGCACAACUUCGCCAAGGACUUCAACUCCAACAACGAGCAGAGGACGGCCCUCUGGAGGGCAGGAUUUAAGGGUAAAUCUAAACCCAACUUGUUGAAGCAGGAAACCAGCAGCCUCGCCUGCAGCCUGAGGAUCUUGUUCAGGAUGUACUCUGACCCCAAGCUGCAGGACUCGUGGCCUGACAUCCAAACACGCCUGCUGCUAGUGUGUACUGAAGCUCUGAGCUACUUCAUCAGUCUGACCUCAGAGAGCCACAGAGAGGCCUGGAACAUCCUGCUGAUGCUGCUGCUCACCAGGACGCUACGGCUGCCUGACGACAAGUUUAGGCCCCAUGCUUCCUGCUACUACCCCCACCUGUGUGAAAUGAUGCAGUUCGACCUGAUCCCGGAGCUGCGGGCCGUGCUCAGGCGCUUCUUCCUGCGGAUCGGCUCCGUCUUCCACAUCGCGCCWCCUGACGCCCGGACUCCCGUCUCCUAGAAGGACAGGUGGAAGAUCCAACGUGGACACAGUUACUCCCCCCGUCUUGGACCGGGUCAGGGUACAGAGGGGGCUGUGCAGUCAGGAAGGAAGAUGUAGCUUCAGGACUCUGCAUUAUUCUCCCUCCUCUUUCUGUUUUUUGUUUUUUUCCUCUCUGGGAUGAACAGCACUGUGACUGGCACUUCCUGUUGUCUUUCAUCUUACAAUAACCAGGAAAAAAAACACUCUGAAGAAAUAAUUUAUUGUUGCAGAUUCAGUCCUUGAUUUUGAUGUUUUUUUAUUUUCAUUCUGUUUCUUUUUUAUGCUUAAAGACAACAUGCUAGACGCAAAUCAAAUUAAAUUUAAUGAAGUUUCUAUGGACAAAAAAGGCUUUUGGCUCACUGUGCCUGUAAGAAACUGAGGAUCUUAAAGUACGCUCCUUCAGUUUCCUAGAAUACCUGUUCAGGUAGCAGGUUACAGACUCAAACUUUAAUCUGCUGCAAACAGAAUCAGAGAUUUUAAGCAGCUUUAUCGGCAACAUCCGUCCUGAAGAGAUUUUACUUAUUUAUUUUUGCUUUAAUUUAUUAUUACUACUUCCCCAAUAAUUGCUGGUUUACAGUGAAACGUUGGGGGGGAAAUCUUUUCUCUUUUUUUUUGUUGCAUUCCCWCUUCCUAAGCUUCACACAGCCAGCUGCUGAUUCUAAAACUCCAGUCAUCUUAUUAAAAACAAAAACUCCACUAAUUCAUCAUUUGCACACCUGUUUCUGACAUUUUGCUUGUGUUAACCACAACGUAAGUAUAAUCUGUCAGUGUUGACUCACUUUAAAAUGAGUUUUACAAGAAAGUCCAGGAACAUGGAGAUCUCUGCGUCCUGGACCCUUUGAAGUGUGUCUCUUGCCUUUCUUUGUUUUUCUUUUUUUUUUAAAAAGGAUGUAAUU